AUGCAAAGUUAUCAACGAACUUUCGAAGAACACGAUCACUAUAAGAACGAUGAUACAAUCGUCGUGGAUUUAGUUCCUCCGCAAUACCAACUAUCUCCACCACACAGCCCGAUGACUUCUGAGCAAAAAUCUCCGGAGAAAGAUUCUCCAUCGAAACAACAGUCAGCGAUGGGAAACAUGGACCCAAAUAUGCGUCGCUAUCGAACAGCAUUCACCCGAGAACAGCUUUCUCGUUUAGAAAAGGAAUUCCUAAGGGAAAAUUACGUCAGCAGGCCACGUAGAUGCGAACUUGCCACACAAUUGAAUUUACCAGAAGGAACCAUAAAGGUCUGGUUUCAAAACCGUCGAAUGAAAGAUAAACGCCAAAGAUUAGCUUUAGCUUGGCCUUACGCUAUGUACACCGACCCGAAUUUUGCUGCAUCAAUAUUCGCAGCAGUUAAUGGGAUUCCACAACCUCCGCAACCACCUUAUCACCUUCCUGGAGGAUUUCCUGGAGCUUAUCCAGUUAGUGCUUACGCAGCUUACGCUAGUGCUGCUAGAUAUAAUCCUUAUGCCGUUGGUAGUCCUCCUGGUGCAAACGGACUUCGACCGCAUCCUCAGUCACCUGGGUACCCAGCCCAACCUCAUCUUCUCCAGCCACACGGACUCUCUCCCCUGCAUCUACCUGGAAUUGUUGGAGUUCCUGGUGUUGGUUCUCCCAACUUUGGUACGCCCACGACUCAGCACCAGAUACCCACGCCUCCAGGGUACAGGCCUGCGCACAUCGCGGAGCUUAGUCCUGCUAAUUCUGAUACUUCAAGCGACUGCGAUUGCGCUGGAUCUGUUCAUCAUCAUCAUGGAAGUACUAACAUUAAUAUUAAUAACAAUUCUAAUGGACGUGAUGAAUCACCCCCGUUGAAAUUGUCCGGUGGUUUAACUUUGAAUGCUUUUCCGUCCCAAAUUCAAUCGAUACAAAGUGCUUUCGAAAACAAAAACGUAUUUCUUGGAUCUCAUAAUAUUUCUCCGAGUCCCACUUCUACUAAACUCGAACAACCUAAACUGUUUCAACCAUACAAAACUGAUGUUUCGGAAAAAGCGUGA
Messenger RNA from Cotesia congregata, 1080 nucleotides. Lineage: Eukaryota; Metazoa; Arthropoda; Insecta; Hymenoptera; Braconidae. The record is from the annotation of a GenBank genome assembly.